GAAGCUUGUUUCCUAUUACUAUUUGAAUCAAAUAAAGAGCUUCCCCCUUUUUCUUCGUCUUCCAAUGAGUGUCCUCCUUCCUUUUAUAUAUAUAUACACAUAUGCCCCCCCAUUUUCUACUUGCUGCUCUUACUGUCACUGCCCUUACUCUCCCGCCAAAAUUCCCUCCUCUUCUCUCAUCUCCCUUCUUCUUCCCUUUCCUCCCUCUCUCUUUCUCGUCACAGUUUCAUCGCAUCUAAACCUUCUCUCACUCGCUUCACGCAGCAUAAGCCCCUCUCCUUUUAUCCUGAUUCCUCCCUCUCCCUUUUUGUUCUUCCCUUCUCCCACUGCCUCUCCACAAUUCUGUCUCUUUUUCCUUUUGAUGCUGCCAACCUCCCCCAUCAUCACUCCUCACACUUCCAACUUCUUCACUCCCUCCUCCCUCGGACAGCCUUAGCCUCUCAGAACCAAACUGUCUUCUCCCCUCUUCGUCAUCAUGUCCCUGCCCUCCGGCCUUCAUCCUCGCCCCGAAACAUGCCGAGUCCCGGUGAGAAAGAGAACCGAUCACAGGCUCCUCAGGAUCAUACUCACUGAUCACGACGCCACUGAUUCUGACUCUGACUCUGACUCUGAAUCUUCCGCCGUUGAAACCUCACAACAAUCAUCAAGACUCAGGCGCCGCAUCACACAGAUCACCCUCCGUCUUCCCUCCCCCAAUUCUCCCUCUUCCUCCGCCACCUCUCCCCGCGCUCCUCCCAAAUCAAACCCGACCCGAUUAAGGCGACUCGCCUGUGCCUCUACCUCUCGCCGCCAUAAUAGGUACAGAGGUGUUCGCCAGAGGCCUUGGGGUCGGUGGGCCGCCGAGAUCCGGGACCCGGGCCGAAGAAAACGGGUCUGGCUCGGAACCUUCGACACGGCGGAGGAAGCCGCAUCUGAGUACGACAGGGCAGCACUGAAGCUCAAGGGUCCAAAAGCGGUCACCAACUUCCCUAACACCGUCAGUACGGACGAUUCAAAGACCCCGACGGCCGCCGCGGAUGAAAGUCCCAGCACUGAAGGAGCGGUUUCGUACUCCGAUACGGCGGCGUCGCCCACGUCUGUGCUGCCCUGCGAUGGCGAUUCGACGGCGUUCGACGAUUUCCGCAUCGGCGAUGUGGAUGCGUUCGGGUUCGACAUAGACGUGCCGCUGGGGCUGCCGGACGUGAACGUGAUGUUGUCGAGUCAACCGUUUGGGAAAGAGGACUUCGGUGAGUUUGACUUCGAUGACUUGACGUGGCCCAACUAAAAUCUCGGGGGCAUCUCUCGUCUUUUUGCCAAAAUGCCAGGGACUGUCUCGUAAAUCCGUUCGGCGGCGCGUGAUUAAAAGUUUUGUCUGUGUUGAUUUAAGCGGCGAAGAUUUGAUUCGGGUUUUGGAGGAGUAAUCAGUUUGAUAAUUAAAAGAACUGAAUGAAAU
Molecule: messenger RNA, 1432 nt
Organism: Neltuma alba
Lineage: Eukaryota; Viridiplantae; Streptophyta; Magnoliopsida; Fabales; Fabaceae
Product: pathogenesis-related genes transcriptional activator PTI6-like
Exons: 1
Coding region: 476-1264 (262 amino acids)
Biological process (GO): regulation of DNA-templated transcription
Molecular function (GO): DNA binding; DNA-binding transcription factor activity
Source: RefSeq, a predicted model, not a curated record